Molecule: messenger RNA, 1251 nt
Organism: Scutellospora calospora
Lineage: Eukaryota; Fungi; Glomeromycota; Glomeromycetes; Diversisporales; Gigasporaceae
Source: the annotation of a GenBank genome assembly
AUGAUAAUGAUUCCUCCGCAAAACCCGAGAAUCAAAACAAAAUUGUCUUUGGAUACAAACUAUUCUAAUUUGGGCUCUCCUGCUUCACCUUCUUCACCUUGUUAUAGUCCGAUAGCAUCACCUACACUUUCGGGUUCUUGGAAUAUGAACGCGAAUAAAUCUCAUGCUGAACUUACUGCUUCAUUAAAAGAAGCUUAUAAUUUAGUAAAGGAGAAAGAAAGAGAUCUUACUCUUGCCGCUGAAAUUGGUAAAAGUCUUCUUGAGAAUAAUAUUGCUCUUAAAGCAAAAUAUGAGGAAAUUGUUCUCGAAUUACAACAACUUCAACGUCAACAUCAAAAAAAGACUACUUUCAUUGCUUUACAUGCUGAAAAACCUAAUGUUACUUCAAUAGCUCCUCCAAAUACUUAUGAUGACUUUGAACGUGAUGAUAGUGAUUCUGAAUCACAUAUAAGUUAUAAUAGUGGUACUUCAUUUGAACAUACUAAAGUACAAUCUGAAUUAAGAAAUCGUAAUAAGAAGAAUGAUCAAACAAUUAGUUAUAAAGAUCUUGAAAAUAUUAGAGAAUUAGAAGGCAGGAAUCAAGUACUUCAAUCUCAACUUGAUGAACUUACAAAAGAAUAUAUUGAUAGUGAUAAAGCUAAUAAAACAAAAAUACGUAAAUUAGAAGCUGACCUUUUACAUUAUCAAGAAGUUUAUUCAUCUGCUACUCAUCAAAUUGAAGUCCUUGAACAAGAAAAUGAACGUUUAUUACAAAAACAAAAAUCCGAUUUUUGGAAUCUUAAAUAUAAUAAAAAAACUGCUUCAAAUGAUGAAGAUCUUAUUGAAAGUUUAAUGAAUAAAGUUAGUGAAUUAGAAUCUCAAAAUAAUACUGUUGAACGUGCUAAAACUGAAAUAGAAAAACGACUUCAAAGAGUUGUUCAAGAUUUGGAAUCUCUUCAAGAACAAUAUGAUGAAUUAUCUGAAAGAUCAAGAGAUUUUGAAUUGUUGAAGGUCGCUAAUCAUGAACAAGAACUUCUUAUCAAUGAGCUCAAUGAGUCUCUGGAAGAACAACGUGCAAUGAUCGUUGGUAUGAGGUCUAAUGCUUAUUCAAGAAAUCCUUCUAGAUCAAAUUCAUUCUCUUAUUCUGAUAAUGGAAUGAUGAGUAAUGCUUUAAGGCGGAUAAGUAACCCUCCAGCAAAUCAAAAUUCUCAACAAGGUCUCGGUGGAAAGAUUAAAACUACUUUACUAUCUGAAUUAGAAAAUGUGUGGUAA